UAAUUGUUAUCUGUGCUGCUCCAGCUCCUCCACCCCUCCCCUCCCUACAUAAUCUUUUAGGCAUGCUAUAGAGCAGCCUUUCUCAACCAGGGUGCCCAGGCACCUUGGGGGGUGCCUUGGCAAAAUGUCUAAAAAUUGCCCAAAACUUGUAUACAAGCCAGCGGGUGGAACAAGUCUGCCUUCUAGUUACACAAAGCCACAGGUUUUCAUUGUGCACCAUUAUGACUUUCUAGCCGCCAGCAUCCUGACAACCAAUGACAUCAUCAGUUGA
Messenger RNA from Staurois parvus, 271 nucleotides. The record is from the annotation of a GenBank genome assembly. NCBI's taxonomy places the organism in Eukaryota, Metazoa, Chordata, Amphibia, Anura, Ranidae.